Messenger RNA from Mizuhopecten yessoensis (Yesso scallop), 1164 nucleotides. RefSeq lists its product as uncharacterized. The transcript is spliced from 6 exons. The record is from RefSeq and is a predicted model, not a curated record. Lineage: Eukaryota; Metazoa; Mollusca; Bivalvia; Pectinida; Pectinidae. Bases 405 to 920 code for a protein of 171 amino acids.
ACCGCGGGAGAAAAUAACAUUUAAUGAUGAUGUCGAUAUACUAAUUAAAGUGAUAAAAAUCGAAUGCGAUCUUGAGUUAGGUUACAAUACAUCAAACUCGUAAAUUGAUCGUUCAAUGGUUAUAAUUUACACCCAAUAAUUGGGACUCAAAAUCUAAUUUUGGCAAUUCCAACGACAUUUCUGCUGGCAUAGUCCUUAUUCCGAUCUGAUAAUCGCGACGAAAACAUUUCUAUUGGCUUUAUAAAUGAAUAAACUGUCAAUUUCCGAUGUCAUUUUCACCAUUACACCGUGCAGGCGGACACUAAACAUCCCUCUGUUACGAAGUUGUCAGGACUGAAACAACAGCAGCUUCAGCCUCAGCCUCAGCAGCCCUUUACGCGACGCAAUAGCACCGGAUCAUCAACAUGGAAUCAAAUCACCUAUGGACGAUGUUAGUGAGCGUGGCGCUCUCCUUACUGGUAGUUGGAGCGCAGGAAAAUAUUAUUCCCGUCAUUAGAAACGACAUACCGGAAUGUCAGGAGAACGCCGUGUGUGCCAAUGUGUUCAGGACGAAUUCAUUAACACGUGGGUACCAGGUGCGCAGCAUCCUUAACUGCCGAUGUCACGUGGAUGAUGGCAUGCCCGGAAGUGAAGACUUAGUGGCGGGAGGGUGUCCUUACCUGACACCAAACGACAAUAAUUCCGUGUUCCAGUCACAAAGAAACCAAGAGGUGUUUUGCGGUAGCGUAAGGGAUUUGCCGAUGUGUGAAGAGGGCCAGCUUGCCAGGGAAAAGAUGUCAGACUUCAGUGGGCGAGCUUAUUUUGCUGUGUACUGCCGCUGCCCGUUCCACACCCUGCCAUUUGAAAUGGAAAAUCGGAUGAAGGCUACCGUGGCGGACAGAUUCUUCAAAACCAGAUACACAUGCAAUCAGCGUCCAUGAAAACACUGACUGAGGUUACAUAUUCAACGAGUGUCUGUCCAGUAAAGAUGGUUGACCUGCUCAGUGAUGGGUGUAGGAUUAGACCAAUGUUUAACAAUCAGAUAAACUUCAAGUUCGUGACGUGCUGACUCUAUUUUAACUGGACGUGUAGGAAUGUGUGAUUUAUACCAUCUUUGUACCAUAUCGUGUAUUUCUCUGUAAAUAAAAUAUUGUUACGAAUUAAAAUGAAUUGAACAAACUAUUA